AUGCCUGACGAUAGACGACGAAAGAAUGCACUCAGUUGCAAUGGUUGCAGACAACGGAAAGUGAAGUGCGAAAAACCCUCUUCUGGUCCUUGUCAGCGGUGUAGUAGGCUCGGAAAGCAAUGUCAACUAGGGGGAUCAACUUCCCGACCGUACUAUCACACUUCAAAAGAACGAUAUGAGCUCCUGGUCGCCGUGGUUCGUCAUUUCGUUCCCGACGCGUCUUUCGGAACCGAAGAUCUACGACAAUUAUUAGACAGCCUGCCAUCCCGAGGGGAGGUCUCUCCUGCCCCCUCAGCACCGACUGUUACAGAGAGCUCAAAUGAUGGCCCAUGGCUGUCGGAUACUAUCACCCAAAUGAAUACUCCCCCAGCUUCCUCAGGUUCUCCCUAUCCUCCCAGUGAGGAAUGUGCGAUCGAGGACUUGGAAAAUACGUUAAUGGUGGAUGCUAUGAAUAUUCCUCGUAAGGAAAUCCUCUAUAUUCCUCUUAUCUGCCGUAAACUAACUUGUGUCACAGGAUUCAGUGGCUCAUCUAGCUGCAGCAAUCUCAACGCCAAGAUAAUAUCACAUAUGUCCAAAGAUAGCGGCGGUCUGUCGCCCUUUGACGACAGUGAACCUGCCCCAUUGAUGGAUGGACAGGUGAUCUCUUAUCGAAAUGCAGACUAUCUGCCCGACCGCAAGGCGCUUGAUCAAGCCGCCGUGAGGUUUUUCGCAGAGAUUAAUAGCGUCAUAUAUAUACUGGAUCAGGAUAGAUUCCACCAUUGGAUUGAUGACAUAUAUGGUGGGAAAGGGGUGCGUGCAUCCGUGCUGGUCAUAUUAUAUCUGGUCAUGGCCCUCUGUGGCGAGGAAGAUCCCAGUUUCCACAUCGCUCGAUCCUACAUGGAUGAUGUGAUAGAGGAGUCGAGCUUGGAGAGUGUCCGGGCAAUUAUGUUAAUGAGCUUGUACCGCCAAAGAGAAGAUGAGCGCAGUGUCGCCUGGGCCAUGCUGGGCGUGGCAAUCCGAAUCUCACUGUCGCUUGGACUUCACCAAAAUAUAGGCUAUGUGCAGGACACUUCAAUAUAUGGAUCCGAAGUUAAGCGACGCCUUUGGUGGUCACUCUGCGAGUUUGACAACUGGAGCUCUUGCAUGCUGGGACAAACUUCCGGCCUUGGUCGCACGAAUAGCAGUGUCUCUCUUCCAUCACAGCAGGAAUUCAAUACUACACCCUACACUCCCCCUGGAUACGCCACAAGCUCAGCAUCUCUCGGUACUCUGAUCGGCCAGAUUUCCCAAAAGCUGUAUAUUCAAAGCGGCAACCUGAGAAGCAAAGAGCAGGUGACUAGUGAGCUGAUCCAGAAAGUUGAAAUAUGGAACAGCGAACUGCCCGAUCACCUUCGUCCAAAUUCGGCAUUCGCCUCCUGCUUUGCACGUGCCACGUUAUAUUUAAACCUCAAAUAUAAUUACGCCCGUAUGCUGAUCGGGAGGCCAUACAUGGCCCAUUCGAUACUUUGCGGCAACACCCACGACGCUGUUUUCAAAUCCCGAGCGGAGACCUGUAAAGCUGCAAAUCGGGAGUCGAUCGAGAUCUUGACGGAAUUUUACCGCCGAGGUCUUUUGUCAAGAUGUCUUUGGCUCGAUACAUACUUCAUCUUGGCAACAGCAAUAGUCCUAUUCCUUCGGGCUGUUGAAACACCGAGUGUGAAGAACGAGUUAAAAGCUUUCCUGCCUGUUUUGAGAAUGUGCGAACGAAGCCAGGUUGCAAAAUACGCUGCUGAAAGUAUCGAAAAGUUUAUCCACAAUUUGGAAAAUGGUAUAACGGAAAGACCUACUAUCAAUGUCGCAGAUCCUUUUUCUCAACAAUCAAGGAUCAGUCAUGCGAGUGGUAGUAAUUGUCAAGGAAUAAACUUCAAUGAGCUGGGCGAUCUCAACGCUCUUGGCUCUGAGUGCUUCGGCUUUGGAGAAGAUUUCGACCUGGACUUAUGUGGAGCUUGGAACACAUUGGAAUCAGGGUUGUAA
Penicillium concentricum is the source of this 1992-nucleotide messenger RNA. RefSeq lists its product as uncharacterized. Gene Ontology annotation, molecular function: DNA binding; DNA-binding transcription factor activity, RNA polymerase II-specific; zinc ion binding. Lineage: Eukaryota; Fungi; Ascomycota; Eurotiomycetes; Eurotiales; Aspergillaceae. Bases 1 to 1992 code for a protein of 663 amino acids. Gene Ontology annotation, biological process: DNA-templated transcription; regulation of DNA-templated transcription. The record is from RefSeq and is a predicted model, not a curated record. The transcript is spliced from 4 exons.